AUGGCGUCCCUCGAGCCGCCCCGGACAGAAGAGUCUCUCUCGGGCCUAUGGGCGAGCUCGAGCACAGCAGGAGCGGCGAGUGAAACUGAAUCAGACAGUGGAGAGGCUUCUGAUGCUGCCAGCGCACGGCCAACACAUGCAAGAGACCAUGGCAGGGCUUCGGCUUCCCUCGAGCUUGCGUCUGGGCCAGCAGCGCACGGGGAGCGACAAACACAUUCCCACGGACUACGCCCAACGAUCGGCCGUGCAAAGAAUGAGAAUGAGAAUGCAGGAGAUGGAGCACCGUCGAGUCUCCACGGGUCCACGAAUGGCUUCGGUCUCCAAGAGCGGACAGGGAGCAGCGUGCUCACGGCGCCCUCGGCGGGUAGCGUGCCUUAUCGAUCGAUAUCACCGCCCACUUCAUCUGGACGUGCGAUGGAUGGCCAGCCCAGCGAGGAGGGCACAGCACGGCGGUGGUCGGUCCCUGGGAACUCUCACUCGCUCCUCACCCUUGCGUCUUCUGCUCCUCCUACCUCUGCUGUCGAUUGCUCCAUUACAUAUGCCUCUCUUCCUCCCUCCCACCUUCAUCCUCCCCCUACCUCUCGCACAGGCCAACCUCCCUUCUCCCUUCCCUCCUCCUCUCCCUCCUCUCAACCCACCUCGUCCUACCAGUCUGGCCUAGGCACUCUCGCCGAGGCAGGCAGUCAAGUCGACAUGCUAAUUUUUCCUGGAUCAAGAGAUGUGAUCGAUAGAAGCGCUGCGGUCGGGGUCGAGCGAGACUCGCCGAUACUGUACGACUCCGAGGCGGACAUGUACGGCGCCUCGCGCGGUAGGACACGCGACCGCGACCGCAGCCGUUCGCGCAGGUUAGAACGCUCCCUCUCGCCCGAUACGAUCGCGAUGCGAAGUAUGAUGAUGCGCUACAGGCUUGACCCGUUCACGGAAUGUGGGGGAGAGAUGGGCCGCAGGACGUCUAAGAACUCUAAGCUCAUCAGCGCCUUCCCCGCUGUGCGAGACGGUCCUCCCUCGAUGACCGAGUUCCAGGUGGACAUCCCUGGCUCCGUCCCUGGCACGACCGAUUUGGAGAAACAUUCUGUGAGUCAGUCCGCCAGCGGACACGUGCUAUCCUGCGGUCUGGUUGAGCAAGGUAUCGAACCCGUCCGAGGCCACGGCCACGUCACGCAUACAUCUACCUUGUUGAAGGACCCCCCCGCUGUCAGCUCGGUCCACGCCCACGCCCAUCCCCUCCAAUCAGCACCCAUCCCCUGGUCUUCCCCCUUUGAUCACCCAGGGACCGAGGCGCAUCUGCAUCUUGGCCCAGGAAGGCAGCAGGCCGAAAUCGGCUAUCCUUCGGGUCCUUCUGCCGAGCCUUCCCUACUAGUGCAGCCGUCACUAGGUCUGCGAUUAUCACCUGCUGGCGCUGAUCGACCGCUUCCCUUCUCGUCGCAGAACGAUAUUCACCCUCCCCGUCUUCCUCCCCUCACGCGCUCGCUGUCCGACUCUGCCCUGCCUGGGGGGGCGAUGUCCACCAGCGGGAGCAUGGCCGUGCCUUCGCUCCCCCUCUUAACCUCUGGCUCGUCCGCGUCGAGUGUCCUCCCCUUUGGCUUCGGGGCAACUCAUCAAACCAACCCUAGCUCGCGCUUGGUCUUCCCUUCCCCGCACGCGCCCGCACCCAUCACCGACACCUAUCCUUCCGCAUCUGACUUUUCUCGUCCCCAAGGCGCCCUUCCCCCGCAACAGCGUUUCAGCUCUGGUCCAGGGGCAGGGUACCAGGCGUCUAUUUCCCAUUCCGGCUACUCACCUUUCUCUCGCUCGCAGUACGACGCGUCGGGCUCGUUCAACCCUCUCCCACCCGUUGGAGCAUCGAGGGACGUAUCUACUACCGGCUGGCAGCCUCCCUCUCUCUCCAACUUCCGCGUUCCUGGCUCCGACCCACUGCAGAUGUCCCAAUCCCAAUCAGGCGCAUACAUCCCCAGUCAGGAACCACUCCACAGCGGGAACUUGGAUAGCUCAGGAUCUUCGGCGUACGGGACAUACAACAACAUUUCUGCUGCUGGGGGCUCGUCUCACUCCGUGUCGAUUGGAGACUUCGACUCGGAUGAAGAAGGUGAGGCGGAUUCAGAGAUGGGCGAGAUGGGGGAGUACCAGUCUGGCCAGCCGGCUGCUGUGACAGGUUCACAGAAUCCCAAAGCGAGGUUCCAGUGCACUGUCUGCGAGAAGGCGUUCCAAAAAGCGAGCACGUUGCAGACGCAUAUGUCUACGCACACUGGCGAGAAACCAUACGAGUGUCCGGUCAAAGGCUGCGGAAAACGCUUCUCGGUACAGAGCAACAUGCGCCGUCAUCAGCGUAUGUGCGUCCUCGGCCUCGAAGGGAGGAAGAGGAUCAAGAAGAGCCUGUUUGCCGACUACAACGCGAUGAACGCCCAGCCGCCAGGUAUGGCGCCUACUCUCGAACCGCUGUAUGCAACCCGCCUGAAGGUUAACCGAGAUGCCUCUGUGCGCAAGACCAAGUCGCGCCCGGUUCAGCGCACGAAGCGCCAGACCCAGACAGCACCGUCCCGCUGGAUCCCCGAGUCGUUGAAGAACUGCGCCAAUGUAGACGCUCUCUGCUCCCGAGGCCCGUUCCAGUACUUCGACUCAGUACCCAUGCCUCUCCCCCCCGUGUUGCCACGUGGCACACCGGGCGACGCCAGCUGGGAAGAACGGAAUUCGUUCGAGCAGUUUCCCGAGGAUCCAUACCUUUCUGAGAACUUUACAAAGCUGCCCGGACCGGGAUUGCUCUCUCCCGAAGAACAGAUGCGCGCUGCCACCAUGUCCCGCCGCUGGCGGUAGAAAUGAUGUUGUACAUGUACUGAUAUUGUACGCCACGGGCUGUGUGACGGGUAUUCCUGAUUAACAUUUCACAUUUCUUGUCUUCUUGGUUUGCAUUUCCUAGAUGUAUCUGAUGUAUCCGCUGACAGUCUAGUUUCUUUUCCUCAACCAAAACCUCUAGUACCCCAGAUUGCAUCAUCAUCAACGUUUCUAAUGUGACGUUCAAUAACCUAAUACAAUG
Molecule: messenger RNA, 3031 nt
Organism: Dacryopinax primogenitus
Lineage: Eukaryota; Fungi; Basidiomycota; Dacrymycetes; Dacrymycetales; Dacrymycetaceae
Exons: 4
Coding region: 1-2811 (936 amino acids)
Biological process (GO): regulation of transcription by RNA polymerase II
Cellular component (GO): transcription regulator complex; PcG protein complex
Molecular function (GO): DNA-binding transcription factor activity, RNA polymerase II-specific; RNA polymerase II cis-regulatory region sequence-specific DNA binding
Source: RefSeq, a predicted model, not a curated record